ACCUCUGAAACGUCACAUUUAACCGACAGUCGGUGGUAAACGUGACGUCAUAUCAAUGGGACGCUCUGCGGUCGUGAUCUGAAAAGGAUCAAAUAACGUUAGAUAGUUUUAGUGAUUAUUCUACGCACAGUUUACGCAGCAGGUCGUGGAUACAGGCUACCUGACGUCAAACCGGAGGUGAUUACCAUGUUGAGUGUGGGGCGGGCGGUGAAGUCCGGCAUCUUGCAGCUUCCUGUCCGACUCUCUGGACUCGGGUCGCCGUCAGGAGUCCAGAUGUUCUCUGGACUCGGGUCGCCGUCGGGAGUCCAGAUGUUCUCAGGACUCGGGUCGCCUUCAGGAGUCCAGAUGUUCUCAGGACUCGGGUCGCCUUCAGGAGUCCAGAUGUUCUCAGGACUCGGGUCGCCUUCAGGAGUCCAGAUGUUCUCAGGACUCGGGUCGCCUUCAGGAGUCCAGAUGUUCUCAGGACUCGGGUCGCCUUCAGGAGUCCAGAUGUUCUCAGGAGUCAGGAGGCUCUCCAGUGGUGCAGGUGCAGCAGGCUGGUACAGCAGCCUCUCAGACUCUGCUCCGGUUCACCUGUGUGAGCAUUACUUGGUGAGCGUGCAGCAGGUGAGCGGGCUGCCAUGGUGGCUCAGCAUCAUUGUUGCCACGCUGUCGGUCAGGACGCUCAUCACUCUGCCACUCGCCACCUACCAGAUGGUCAUAAUCGACAAGGUGGAGGCACUGCAGGCAGAGAUCUCGGAGCUGGCAAAGAGACUUCGAUAUGAAGUUUCAAUCAGAGCAAAAGAAAGAGGCUGGACUGAAAAACAGAGCCGAUUUCAAUUCAAGAAAAAUCUGCGUCGAAUUGUUUCUCAGCUCUACAUCAGAGACAACUGUCAUCCCUUCAAAGCCAGCCUGCUGAUCUGGGUUCAGCUGCCCUUGUGGAUUAGCGUGUCUCUGGCCCUCCGAAACCUGAGUCUGGAUCAGUCUGUUCUGCAGCCUGAAAUGGCAUCCGGAGGCGCCCUUUGGUUCCCGGACCUCACCUCACCUGAUGCUACCUGGAUCCUACCUCUCUGUCUCGGACUCACUAAUCUGCUCAUUGUAGAGGUGUUUUCUCUUCAGAGAGUCAGCCCGUCUCGUUUUCAGAGGAUUAUGACAAACUCCGUCAGAGCCGUAUCUGUGUUGAUGAUUCCCAUCGCAGCUACAGUUCCUUCAUCCAUGGCUCUUUACUGGCUCACCUCCAGUCUGGUGGGAUUCGGUCACAACCUCAUCCUUCGUUCUCCAGCGAUCCUCAAAAUCCUCAAGCUCCAAACGGUCAAAUCGGAAACCCCAUACAGAGACAUUGUGUCUGCCUUCAUCAGCAAAUACUUCAAAUAACCUCUGAGUACACAACAAAUACUACUGAUACACACAAAGAGUGUUUAGAGAAGACGUGAUCAAAUGUUGUAUAAAGCUCAAGUACUCUGAUAUAACGUGUGUGUAUGUAUACAUACUACGUGUGUAUGUAUGGAUGUGUAUAUAUAUGUAUGUAUAUUUAUUUAUGAAAUUAAAAAUAAUAUUAAUAA
This is a messenger RNA of Pungitius pungitius (ninespine stickleback), 1541 nucleotides long. Its product is annotated as cytochrome c oxidase assembly protein COX18, mitochondrial. The coding region runs from base 187 to 1353 and encodes 388 amino acids. Gene Ontology annotation, molecular function: membrane insertase activity. NCBI's taxonomy places the organism in Eukaryota, Metazoa, Chordata, Actinopteri, Perciformes, Gasterosteidae. Gene Ontology annotation, cellular component: mitochondrial inner membrane. The record is from RefSeq and is a predicted model, not a curated record. The transcript has 7 exons. Gene Ontology annotation, biological process: mitochondrial respiratory chain complex IV assembly; protein insertion into mitochondrial inner membrane from matrix.